UUUCUCCGCUGCGCGCUUGGCAUGAUAAUCGAGUUAGCAGACUAUUUCUGAACAAGAAGAAAUUCAGAUGGCUGGAAGCGGAAAGGCAAAAACAGUUCUGUAUUUAUUCCUCGUCUGGGUAAUUUAUCUGAUUAUUGGAAUGUUUGUGUUCAGAGCUAUUGAACGUACUGAGAAUGAGAACAAAGCACAAGAGGACGCCAAGAAGCAGUCCUUGGACUCAAUUAAAGACAAUGUGACGACUAAGUACAACAUGAGUGGAGCAGAGUUUGAUAUCAUUGUACAGCAGAUUGAAACAGCUUCAUCGGAUUCCAGUGGUGGACCAGAAUGGAGCUAUACCGAAUCACUUUCUUUUGUGAUUCAAUUGGCGACAACAAUUGGUAAGUAGGACAACUUCGUUUGAUUGUUUUGUUUGUUUUCAUAGCUAAACUUAACUGAACGAUAACUGGUCAAUCGUCACAGCAAGUAAAACGUUUCUCACCAGUUUGAAACAACUCGAACGCUUCCAUUCCUCUCGGUCGUGUUGCUCGAUCUUCAUUUUUGCCACAGUAAGAGCAAGAUCGUUUGAUCGUGAUACGCGAGUGUCGUCAUUUGUCAUUUUGGAAUGUUUGGAAAAGUAAUCUUUGAAAUCAUCGAUUCCCUUCACUACCUUCAACAAAGAAUGAAUUUCUCCUUUCAAGAUCAAUACAUUUCAAGCAAAGAAGUCAUGAAAAAAGAGAAUAAUAUCUAAGACAAGAUAUUUCCUUUAACUUUUCUACUCUUCAUAAUUUCACAUAAACCCUUCAAGUCACGCAAUUCCAGCUGUUCUCAAGGAUGUCACGCUUUUCUUAGCGGGAGUUGUUGCGUGAUAAUAAUACUUGCAAGCAAGGCGCACGGGAGUUGACGUCACUUCAACAGCGUUUUCCUUAGAUACGACUCUGCAUCAUUUCUAAUAAUAUCCGGUAUACAAAAACGAAUACUGCCGUUUAUCAUUUCAGUUAUUUCAUAUUUUGUUCUCUUUCAAGGUUAUGGUAACAUCACACCAGUGACAACAGGUGGCCGAGUACUUUGCAUAAUCUUCGCCCUCAUUGGUAUCCCGAUCAACAUCAUAUUCCUGCAGUUACUUGGAGAAAGAAUGCUUCGCGGCGAGCAUUUUCUCAUCAUGAAAUUCGAAAAAGGCUGCCUGAAGCGAGAGGGAGCGCCAAAAUUUAUGAAUGAAAAAUGCUCUUUCGUGGGUAUUCUACUGUUGCUGAUUAUAUUAUUUGCAGGCGCCGGGAGUCAAAUUGAGAUGGAAAACUGGACAUUUUUUGAAGGUUUCUAUGCUUACUUUAUAACUUUUACAACAGUAGGCUUUGGUGAUCUGAUCCCAGGGUCAAUGGCUGGUGGUUCUCCAACGGCAAAGCAUGUGCUUACCAUCUUCUUUAUCCUCAUGGGUUUGGCGGCCAUGUCGAAUGUGAUCAAUGGACUUGUGAAUUGCACCGAGAGUAUGGAAUUGUUCCGGAGAUUGGGCGCGCGCUGCGGUAAAAAGAGAAGUGUGGAUAUUUCUGAAACGCCAAAAACUAAUGAAAUGGAGUUAAAUGAGAACUAUGCUCCAGAAACGAUUUGA
Messenger RNA from Pocillopora meandrina, 1582 nucleotides. The record is from the annotation of a GenBank genome assembly. NCBI's taxonomy places the organism in Eukaryota, Metazoa, Cnidaria, Anthozoa, Scleractinia, Pocilloporidae.